ACUCCGGGGAAGUUGGCCUGGGCUUCCUGCGCGGGGUGUGACUGCGGCUGCCGGGCCCCCCCUGCCACAUCCCUCCCCGCAUCCCCUCGCCCCAUCCCUUCUCGCAUCCCCUCCUCUCCCCCCGUUUUCGUGCCGAUUCGUACGGAACCGGUGGAUCAAGUUUUUCUAUCUUUCCUUUCUCUCCUCUCUCUCUCUGGUUAAUCGCAUUGCUUUAGCACCGACUGACCUCCCUCCCUCUCCCUCUCUCUCCCCCUCUUUUUUUUUUUUUUUGUUCUUCAUCUUCCUUCAAAGUAUGUGCCAUUCUUGAGAGAGUUUCCCCGCCGGCUCAUCCCCGGGGCUGCCUGGCUCCGCAUGCCCCACCUUGUGUGCCUGCCUACCUGGACUAGGGGGAAGAUAAGCACCGCACUUUGACUAUGGAAGCAGAAGCUGCUGAUGGAUAUAUAACAUGUGACAAUGAGCUUUCGCCCGAAAGGGAGCACUCCGGCAUGGCCAUUGACCUCACCUCCAGCACACCCAACGGGCAGCAUACCUCCCCCAGUCACAUGGCAAGCACAAAUUCAGUAAAGCUAGAAAUGCAAAGUGAUGAGGAGUGUGACAGGAAGCCCCUGAGUCAGGAAGAUGAGAUCAGGGCUCAUGAUGAAGGAAGCAGCCUGGAAGAGCCCCUCACUGAGAGUAACGAGAUGGCGGAUAACAGAAAGAUCCAGGAGUUAACGAGCGAGGGAGGAAUCCGUCUUCCGAAUGGUAAACUGAAAUGUGACGUCUGUGGCAUGGUUUGCAUUGGGCCCAAUGUGCUAAUGGUACAUAAAAGGAGCCACACUGGUGAACGUCCCUUCCACUGUAACCAAUGUGGUGCCUCUUUUACCCAGAAGGGGAACCUGCUGAGGCACAUCAAGUUGCACUCUGGGGAGAAACCGUUCAAAUGUCCCUUCUGCAGCUAUGCCUGCCGACGGAGGGACGCCCUCACAGGACACCUCAGGACGCACUCUGUGGGGAAGCCUCACAAGUGCAACUACUGCGGCCGGAGCUACAAGCAGCGCAGUUCGCUGGAGGAGCACAAGGAACGCUGCCACAACUAUCUGCAGAAUGUCAGUAUGGAGGCUGCCGGGCAGGUCAUGAGUCACCAUGUACCUCCUAUGGAAGAUUGUAAGGAACAAGAGCCUGUGAUGGACAACAAUAUUUCUCUGGUGCCUUUUGAGAGACCUGCUGUUAUAGAGAAGCUGACAAGCAACAUGGGAAAGCGUAAAAGCUCCACCCCACAGAAGUUUGUGGGUGAAAAGCUCAUGAGAUUUGGCUAUCCAGAUAUUCCCUUUGACAUGAACCUCACCUAUGAGAAGGAGGCUGAGCUGAUGCAGUCUCACAUGAUGGACCAAGCCAUCAACAAUGCAAUCACCUACCUUGGAGCUGAGGCACUUCACCCUCUGAUGCAGCACACACCAAGCACAAUUGCAGAGGUGGCCCCAGUCAUCAGCUCAGCUUACGCUCAGGUCUAUCAUCCAAACAGGAUAGAAAGGCCCAUUAGCAGGGAAACGGCUGACAGUCACGAGAACAACAUGGAUGGCCCGAUCUCCCUCAUCAGACCAAAGAGUCGAACCCAGGAUAGAGAGGGCUCCCCCAGCAAUAGCUGCCUGGAUUCUACUGACUCAGAGAGCAGCCAUGAAGACCGCCAGUCCUACCAAGGAAACUCUGCCUUAAAUCCCAAGAGAAAGCCAAGCCCGGCUUAUAUGAAGGAGGACGCCAAGGCUCUGGAUGCCACAAAAGCUCCUAAGGGCUCUUUAAAGGAUAUCUACAAGGUCAUCAAUGGAGAAGGGGAGCAGAUUAGGGCUUUCAAGUGCGAGCAUUGUCGCGUCCUUUUCCUGGACCAUGUCAUGUACACCAUCCACAUGGGCUGCCAUGGCUACCGGGACCCGCUAGAGUGCAACAUCUGUGGCUACCGAAGCCAGGACCGCUAUGAGUUCUCGUCACACAUAGUCCGAGGGGAGCACACAUUCCACUAGGCCUUCUCAUCCAAAGGGGACUCGUAUGAAGUAGAAGAACUGCACAUGAAGAAAUACUGCACUUACAAUCCCACUUUUCCUCGGACAUUGAGACACCUAUUUUGUUGUUGUUGCUGUUGUUGUUGGUGUUGUUUAAUUAUUAUUAACCUUAUUUUUUGUAGACCCAACCUCAUUUGCUCUGCCCAGCUUAAGAAUGGAAAGAAGGAAGGGAAGGGAUAAAAGAGGGGUUAGUUGUUGCCAUCACUUUUUGGUGAGUGACCUGCAUCACUUUCUGUGGGAAAUGAAAGGCAGUCUGUUUCUGUCUUAAUCAGCUGUACGUUGUGUCCUGUGUCGGGAUCUCACUCAACCCUGCUAGGUGCUUUAAAGUCCCAACAAGAUGCCACUCAUUUGCAAUUUCAGACAAAUAGGUAGAAACUUUUCAGAGGAGAGCUUUUUUCAAACUUGUAGAUACAGUAUGGAGUUUCAGUGGCUGGAGGAGAAGGGAGGAACUUUAUUCUGCAGAAUGAACAAUUAUUUUUAAAGCAAAACUCUUAGGGUUUUAGGAGCAUGAAUAAAAGUCAAUAUUCCUUUCAAGAU
Molecule: messenger RNA, 2570 nt
Organism: Columba livia (rock pigeon)
Lineage: Eukaryota; Metazoa; Chordata; Aves; Columbiformes; Columbidae
Gene: IKZF2
Product: IKAROS family zinc finger 2
Exons: 9
Coding region: 414-1994 (526 amino acids)
Biological process (GO): regulation of transcription by RNA polymerase II
Molecular function (GO): RNA polymerase II cis-regulatory region sequence-specific DNA binding; DNA-binding transcription factor activity
Source: RefSeq, a predicted model, not a curated record